GUUUUUAUGCAUCAAUUAUGGUUCCAAAUUCACACUAAAUUAGUCUCUCAUUCUUUAGAAUUAUUAUUCAUAAUAUUGUUGCAACAUUCAGAAGUAAAUUGCCUGUAGUCCCAAUUAAAAAUCUAAAAAUUAAAUAUAAAUGAAUAAAUCAAGUCUAGGUCCAAAAUUACAACAUCAAAUUAAAAUAAACGUUGGUCAUAGUGAUGAACUUAUACCUGAAGAGCCGUUAAUGCAAUUUAAUAAACAACAACUUUAAUAAUGCAAAAAACCCAGAUUUGACACUAAGGGAAGAUAGAUUAUUAAGGGUAAAAAUUACUCAAUUGAAUUUCACGAUUGUGUUACUGUUUGUGUUUAUAAUCCUUGUGAUGAAGUAUUGUAAAUAAAAGAAACCCUUUCUUAACUAUCAAACGUUGAAUUGACAAAAGUAAGCUUUUAAAAUCCUCAAAGUUUCAACAAAUAAACACAAUAUAAUGGAAUUCCUUCUAAAUCGAUACUAAAAAAAAUUAGCCAAUUAAAUGCAAUAUAAUUAAAAUGAAGAUUCU
Molecule: messenger RNA, 542 nt
Organism: Paramecium sonneborni
Lineage: Eukaryota; Ciliophora; Oligohymenophorea; Peniculida; Parameciidae
Source: the annotation of a GenBank genome assembly